AUGACUUGUUCAGAGUUAGAGUUUAAAAUGGAGUGGUGGAGAUUGAAAGGAACAUUCAAGGAUUUGAGAGAAGCGGAUACAACGCCUCGUUAUGGAUCUGGCAAAUCUCGUUUUUACACUGAAGCUGAUUCUGAGUCGCACGUCAAAGUCGGAUUGAUGACUCCUGUCAAGGCUGUCACAAAUGAAGACCCCACAAUGUACCUGUCAAAAUCCACGUUCUAUGACACUGGUUCGCAAGUGGACAAGUGUCGUACAGAAGACUGUGAGUUUUUCGGGUCAUCUGUGACUAAACAUCUUUGUUCAAAAUGUUACCAAUUACAUCAGCAGCAAAAAAAAGAAUCUGUUUUCAAAUCUGUUAUAUCUGGAUUAAAAUAUGAUUUGGAUCAAAGAAAAGAAUUUUUGUCAGAAUUAACUAUAUAUGUACGAUUUCCAUUAUUAGGCACCAAUUAUACAUUUGAAACAUUACAUUUUAAUCUACAUAAUUCAGUUCUACAUUUCACCAUUCCACAAACGAUAAGGUGUAAACUAAGACAGUUUGAUGAUUCACAAAAAGUUAUUUUACUGUUUAAACGGUCUAAGACUUUGCCAAAGUGUAACACAGAAUGGUAUGACCCAGUUACCAAGUUACGAAAGAAUGCACCAGGGAUGAAUGAUUGUCGUCAGGCAGCUGGUCUUGAUGUAAUAAGAGAUAAAUUUGUGUUUGCUGUGGGAGGUAUGACAAAAUCAAGUUGUCAAUCUGUUACUAUGCUUGAUGUAUCUUUACGAUCACCCUGUUGGGUGCCCAUGGCCAACAUGUUAAUUAGUCGAAAACUCCCUGGAGUUKGUGUAUUGAAUGAUUGUAUAUAUGCAAUUGGUGGUUAUGAUGGUGCCAGUUCUUUAAAUAGUGUAGAGGUAUUUGAUUUCAGUGUUAAAAAAUGGCAAAUGGUAUCAAGUAUGUCUGUUACGAGAAAAGGAUUGGGUGUUGGUGUGCUGAAUAAUAUUUUAUAUGCUGUUGGAGGUGCUAAUGGAGGAUAUGGUUUAGGGUCAGGAAUAUUGAAAUCAGUUGAAUGUUAUGAUCCCAGUCUUGAUAAGUGGACACCAGUGUCAGAAAUGUCUGAAUACCGCGUUGGUGUUGGUGUUGGAGUCUUGGAUGGUGUUAUGUAUGCAAUUGGUGGCUUUAAUGGAUCUGAGAUGCUUAAAAGUGUUGAAAUUUAUAGACCAAAUGAUGGAGUUUGGUCUUUAAUUUCUGAAAUGCAUUUAUGCCGAUGCAKGCCUGGAGUAGUUGCAUUGAAUGGUCUAUUGUAUGUUAUUGGUGGAGAAACUGAAAUAUCUAUUGCUGAUACUAUUGAAAUAUACAAUCCCAAGACCAAUAUUUGGUCCAUGGAAACUUUGUCAAGAAGUGGAGGGAAAAUAUAUGGUGGAGUAGUCGUUGAUAGAUCACCAAAUUUUAUAAUUAAUUAACAUACAGUAGGUUCUUAUUGUUGGUAUUUAUAAUAAUAUAGUCAUUUUCUUUUUCCUCAAUCCGAAGAUUGRA
Messenger RNA from Diuraphis noxia (Russian wheat aphid), 1513 nucleotides. Its product is annotated as kelch-like protein 12. NCBI's taxonomy places the organism in Eukaryota, Metazoa, Arthropoda, Insecta, Hemiptera, Aphididae. The record is from RefSeq and is a predicted model, not a curated record. Gene Ontology annotation, molecular function: protein binding.